Molecule: messenger RNA, 2897 nt
Organism: Odobenus rosmarus divergens (Pacific walrus)
Lineage: Eukaryota; Metazoa; Chordata; Mammalia; Carnivora; Odobenidae
Gene: CNNM4
Product: cyclin M4
Exons: 7
Coding region: 80-2407 (775 amino acids)
Biological process (GO): magnesium ion homeostasis; magnesium ion transport
Cellular component (GO): plasma membrane
Molecular function (GO): magnesium ion transmembrane transporter activity; sodium ion transmembrane transporter activity
Source: RefSeq, a predicted model, not a curated record
GGCGAAGCGGCAGGAGCGGCGGCGGGAGCGGGGCCGCGCGGCGGGGCGCGGGGAGCGGCGGCGGCCGAGCCGGAGCAACAUGGCGCCGGUGGGCGGGGGCGGGCGCCCGGGCGGCGGGCCGGCCCGAGGGCGCCUCCUCCUGGCGGCGCUGCUGCUGCUGGUGCUGAUGUGGGCGCGGGGGGCCGGGGGCCAGGGCGACCCCCAGCGGGGCGCCAUCCUGGGCAUGAGGCUGGCGAGCUGCAACAAAUCGUGUGGGAUGAACGCGGAUGGCAUCAUCUUCGUGUCCGAAGGCAGCACGGUGAACCUGAGGCUGUACGGCCAGAGGCUGGGCUCCAUCUCCAGCAACCUGAUCUCCUUCACCGAGGUGGACAACUCCGAGGCCAUCCACAACUCCACCAACUGUCCCGAGCUCACCAAGGACCUGGUCGUCCAGCAGCUGGUCAACGUGAGCCGCGGGAACACGUCCGGGAUGCUGGUGGUGCUCACUAAGUUCCUCCGGAGGAGCGAGAACAUGAAGCUGUAUGCAUUGUGCACCCGGGCCGGGGUGGACGGUCCCUGGCAGAGGUGGACCGAUAAGGACUCGCUGCUCUUCAUGGUGGAGGAGGCUGGGAGGUUCCUGCCCCUCUGGCUGCACAUCCUCCUCAUUAUGGUGCUGCUGGGGCUGUCGGGCAUAUUUUCUGGCCUCAACCUGGGGCUUAUGGCCCUGGACCCCAUGGAGCUGCGCAUCGUGCAGAACUGUGGCACACAGAAGGAGAGGCGCUAUGCCCGCAAGAUCGAGCCCAUCCGGCGCAAGGGCAACUACUUACUCUGCUCGCUGCUUCUGGGAAACGUGCUGGUCAACACGUCCCUCACCAUCCUUCUAGACAACCUCAUCGGGUCUGGGCUCAUGGCGGUGGCCUCUUCCACCAUUGGCAUUGUCAUCUUUGGGGAGAUCGUACCUCAGGCCUUGUGCUCCCGACACGGCCUGGCUGUGGGUGCCAACACUAUCAUUCUCACCAAAUUCUUUAUGCUACUCACCUUCCCCCUCAGUUUCCCCAUCAGCAAGCUCCUGGAUUUUGUUUUGGGCCAGGAGAUUCGCACCGUUUACAACCGGGAGAAGCUGAUGGAGAUGUUGAAGGUAACGGAGCCCUAUAACGACCUGGUGAAAGAGGAGCUAAAUAUGAUCCAGGGUGCCCUGGAGCUACGGACCAAAACCGUGGAGGAUAUCAUGACCCAGCUCCAAGACUGCUUCAUGAUCCGCAGUGAUGCCAUCCUGGACUUCAAUACCAUGUCGGAGAUCAUGGAGAGCGGCUAUACCCGCAUCCCCGUGUUUGAAGACGAGCAGUCCAAUAUUGUAGAUAUUCUCUAUGUCAAAGACUUGGCCUUCGUGGACCCUGAUGACUGCACCCCCCUCAAGACCAUCACCCGCUUCUAUAACCACCCAGUGCAUUUCGUCUUCCAUGACACCAAGUUGGAUGCCAUGCUGGAGGAGUUCAAGAAGGGGAAAUCCCACCUGGCCAUCGUGCAGAAGGUGAAUAACGAGGGUGAAGGUGACCCCUUCUAUGAGGUGCUGGGUCUGGUCACCCUGGAGGACGUCAUUGAGGAGAUCAUCAAGUCUGAGAUCCUGGACGAGUCGGAUAUGUACACGGACAACCGAAGCCGGAAACGAGUAUCUGAGAAGAACAAACGUGACUUCUCAGCCUUCAAAGAUGCUGACAAUGAGCUCAAGGUGAAAGUUUCACCUCAGCUACUUCUGGCUGCUCAUCGCUUCCUGGCCACGGAGGUUCCCCAGUUCAGCCCCUCUCUGAUAUCAGAGAAAAUCCUGCUUCGGUUGCUCAAGUACCCAGAUGUCAUUCAGGAACUCAAGUUUGACGAGCACAACAAAUACUACAUCCGCCAUUACCUGUACACCCGAAAUAAGCCGGCCGACUACUUCACCCUCAUCCUGCAGGGGAAGGUGGAGGUGGAGGCCGGGAAGGAGAACAUGAAGUUUGAGACAGGCGCCUUCUCCUACUACGGGACCAUGGCCCUGUCGUCGCCCACCUCUGACCACUCCCCAUCCCACCCCGCCACCCUCAGCCGCUCGGCCUCCCUUAGUUACCCGGACCGCACGGAUCUCUCGAGCACAGCCACCUUGGCAAGCAGCACCAACCAGUUUGGCAGCUCCAUCCUGGGCCAGUACAUCUCCGACUUCAGUGUCCGGGCGCUCAUGGACCUCCAGUACAUUAAGAUCACUCGGCAACAGUACCAGAAUGGGCUGCUGGCCUCACGCAUGGAGAACUGCCCUCAGUUUCCCCUGGAUGGCUGCACCAUCUGCACAGAGAACUUAGCCGGGAAGUCCGAGUUGCCUGUGGUAGAUGAGACCACAACUCUUCUCAAUGAGCGUAACUCUUUGCUGCACAAAGCUUCCCAUGAGAGCGCCAUCUGACAGCAGGGCCCGGGGUCCCCCGCCAGCCCCGCGGGGGUCUCCCCAGUGGGCCCACAUGAAGAUAGGGAGGCUUUUAGGCCAGAAGAGGGACAGAUAGCCUGUCUAACUGAGCAGCCAGAUGGCCCCCAGAGUGUGGGGAGUUUUGGCCUCUGACAGGGACCUCUGAAUAGCUCCAAAUUAGCGGCUGCCCAGCCCUGGACUGGCAGGGCAGUGGGCCAGCUACCAUGAGCAAGGCUGUUUUUUACUGAGAGAAUUUCUGAACUAGGCUCACUGCUCCUCUUUUUAAAUAUUGUUUGGGGAAAGGAAUGGGGAAGGGAAGACAGGGUUAAGGAACUUUAUUUAAAACAAAAAAAAAUGUUUUUUCCACAAAAACUUUAAUGAAAAGGGGUAGGGUUUCUCACCCCGGGAAGCAAUAGCCAUAAUCUGCUCCCGGCCAUGACCUUCUGGCUUAUGUCCCUGAUUCAGGGAGCCCACUCCUCCUCUUCCUCCU